This is a messenger RNA of Dermacentor albipictus, 926 nucleotides long. Its product is annotated as large ribosomal subunit protein mL43-like. The record is from RefSeq and is a predicted model, not a curated record. Gene Ontology annotation, molecular function: structural constituent of ribosome. Lineage: Eukaryota; Metazoa; Arthropoda; Arachnida; Ixodida; Ixodidae. Gene Ontology annotation, biological process: mitochondrial translation. Gene Ontology annotation, cellular component: mitochondrial large ribosomal subunit.
AACGGUAAACGCCCGCACACGAACCGCCGCACCGUGAGCGCCCUUUUCGACUCUGGCGCGAACUCGCGAAGCCAGCCGGUCUUGGAUCGAGCGCUGGAUUCGGGUACGUGGCUGCCGAGCUCAAACACCCGCCAGAUUCAGCAGACCGAAACAACAAACGCAGGCUUCGGAUUAGUUUCCCGUCGUAGACAGCAAUCCGAACCCGAUCCAACCGACUCUUUCAAAAUGGCGGCCUCCUUGCGAAGCACGCACUAGCGCGUUUAAAGUGGCGAAGCUCUCGGGUAACCAGGACCGAACUACGACUCCUGCUUCGGCGCGAAGGUUGCGACAUGGCCCACAAGACGAUCACCUACAUUAAGGCGCCGCUGUACAACGGCGUCGGCCGAUACGUGUGCCAGCUGCAGCGGCUCACGCUGACCUUCUGCAAGACGCACGGCAGCAGCCGCGGAAUGCGCGAGUACAUCGAGCGAGAGCUGGUGAACUUCGCCCGCGAAAACCCGGGCGUCGUGGUGUACCUGAAGCCGCGCCGGCACCGCGACCCGUACAUCGUGGGGGAGUACUUGAACGGCGAGCGCGACAUGAUGCGAGCCAACGACCUCACCGCGAGGGAGCUCGUCAAGUGGAUCGACCACUUUCGCACCCGCUCCGGCGAGCCCAUCGCGCUCAUCAACAAGUACCUCCGCACCGACUACCCGAGCAUCCAAGGUUUUUGGACACCAUUCACGAACCGGCCAACAGAGCAGAACCUCACCAAGUUUCCAAAUGAGGAACUGGGCGAGUUCAAAUCCGUAUUUCCCAGCGCAACCGAGCAGCUCAAGGAAUUGGCUGCCCAAGACAGCCCAGAGACGUCACAAGCAAAGGAGUGAUAGCUGUGUUACGACCUUCAGUACUAGUAAGCAAAUAAAACAUAAGUUUUUUUUCCCGUU